AUGGGCGAGUCGGCCUACAGCUUCUCGCUCACCACCUUCUCGCCCUCUGGGAAGCUUGUGCAGGCGUGCCGCGACUCCACAGCGCCCGGUUGGACGCGCUCGCCGCCCAGGCCCGCCGCUGCACGGAACCCACCAGCCUUGCCCGCUGCUCGUCGCCUGCAGAUUGAGUAUGCGCUGAACGCCGUCGCCACCGGCGCCACCUCGCUCGGCGUGAAGGCCAAGAACGGGGUGGUGAUCGCGACGGAGAAGAAGCUGCCCACCUGCCUGAUCGACGAGACGAGCGUCGAGAAGAUUGUCAUGCUCACCGAGAACAUCGCAAUCGUCUACUCAGGGAUCGGACCUGACUUCCGCGUGCUGUACAAGAAGGGGCGCAAGGCUGCGCAGGCGCGCCCACCGCCACACGCCGAGACGACCUCUCGGAGCCCUUGUCCGUGGGUGCGCGAGCUCGCCUCCGUGAUGCAGGAGUUCACGCAGCAGGGCGGAGUCCGCCCCUUCGGAGUCUCGCUCCUCCUCGCCGGAUUCGACCACGUUGGGCCGCAGCUCUUCCAGAUCGACCCGUCGGGCUCGUACUUUGCGUGGAAGGCGUCUGCCAUCGGCAAGCACAUGGUCAACGCAAAGACCUUCCUUGAGAAGCGGUACAACGACGAGCUCGAGCUCGAGGACGCCGUCCACACCGCGCUGCUCACGCUCAAGGAGGGCUUCGAAGGCGCGAUGGACCACACGAACAUCGAGGCGCGCCGCCCAGCUCCCGCCCUCGCCCCCGGCUCCUCGCCACACCCCAACCUCUUGAGCUCUCCUCCUCUCGCGCCGCCAAAGGUUGGCAUCGUCGGGCCGGACCAAAAGUUCAAGGUGCUCACCCCGGCAGAGAUCCAGGACUACUUGGGCGAAGUGGAGUGA
This is a messenger RNA of Emiliania huxleyi CCMP1516, 897 nucleotides long. RefSeq lists its product as hypothetical. NCBI's taxonomy places the organism in Eukaryota, Haptophyta, Isochrysidales, Noelaerhabdaceae. Gene Ontology annotation, cellular component: proteasome core complex; proteasome core complex, alpha-subunit complex. The record is from RefSeq and is a predicted model, not a curated record. The coding region runs from base 1 to 897 and encodes 298 amino acids. The transcript is spliced from 8 exons.